Sporothrix brasiliensis 5110 is the source of this 708-nucleotide messenger RNA. RefSeq lists its product as uncharacterized. The record is from RefSeq and is a predicted model, not a curated record. Lineage: Eukaryota; Fungi; Ascomycota; Sordariomycetes; Ophiostomatales; Ophiostomataceae. The transcript has a single exon. Bases 1 to 708 code for a protein of 235 amino acids.
AUGAUGCCGUACAACAAAACCGUCAUUGUUCGCGAGAGCUUUUUGUCUGCUCCCAAUGCUCAGCCUACGGUGGAAGCAAGCACUACCAACAACAAUAAGCGUGGUGCGGGCGACCUUUCUGGAUCGCUAUCGUUUGAUGCUGCUGGUCCCUUCGGUCGCAAGGGUGCCAUGCUGGCGCAGGCGGGCGAUAAGCCUUGGGUUUGCACGUGGCCAGAUACGAUUCUUGAAAUUUUCAUCUACCCAAACCAAAACACGAGCAUGUACAGACUCAGUCUGUCUUCGACAUAUACUCCGUCAACGACCACGCCGACGCCGACUCAAAUGAGCCCUAGCUCUACCGGUGCAACUGCAGAUGGUGGUGCCGCUACGGCCACGGAGAGUAAUUCUUCGGCAACGUCUACGCCCCCACUAUUCCCAAAUGCUCCGCCUCCAUACCCACGUGUUGUGAAGAUGGAGGAGCGUCGCAUGGCAAACUCACCUCAGGCAACGUGCAUGCAGUACGAGCUCAAACUAGAAGGCACAAGCCUCAAGGCCGUUCCAAACCGGGAUGCCAGCGGGCAGCCCAUUCAAGUCACGAUUUCCGAAAUUGAAUCUGGCCCGUCUUUGUUUUCACAGGGAAAGAGGGACAUCAUGGGGGCCGGUGAGGUGUUUGACAAACGUGAUGAGUCUGGCUUAAGUAAAUGUGGUUGCCUCUGGAUGGUGACAUAA